Molecule: messenger RNA, 1116 nt
Organism: Coffea eugenioides
Lineage: Eukaryota; Viridiplantae; Streptophyta; Magnoliopsida; Gentianales; Rubiaceae
Product: replication protein A 70 kDa DNA-binding subunit B-like
Exons: 8
Coding region: 1-1116 (371 amino acids)
Source: RefSeq, a predicted model, not a curated record
AUGGAUAGCAGAUGCAUUUUAAUAAAAGACUUCCAGGAGAAACAGCGCCAAUGGUUUGCCAAACUUUAUGUAAUAGAAGUGACAAGAAUCUUUGACCCGACUCCAAGAACAAAGGCAUACCGACGGCUCUUAUUUGCAGAUGAUCAGAAUGACACGAUUCAAGGCAUCAUCUAUCAACAAGACCUGGCUUUCAUUGGCGAAAUAUUCAAGCUCCAGACAUCAUACUACGUUGGUGGUGCAUAUAUCAGCAAAAUUCAAGAUUCCCGCCACCAAAUGGGUACAACACCUCUUCAGCUAACCUUUGACAAAAGGUCCUUCAUACAACCAGCUGCAAGUCCUUUACCAAUGUCAUUACCAACGUAUUUUCCACUCACUUCAUUCUGGGACCUGGACCAAUAUCAAGGCAAAGAUGACCAAAGACUCAACAUCAUGUGCAUUGUCAUUCAAGCAUUACCUCAAAGACUGAUUGCUGGAGCCAAGCCAUCAAUUAUCCAAGAAUUCAUUGUUGUCAAUGAAGAACAGCGUCCACUUAUCCUCACACUCUGGGAACCUUUUGUUGACAAUGAAGGAGCUCAGCUUCUUCAAAUUGCACAUACCUACCCAAUUGUUGUGAUUCUCAGGCCUAUAGUAACCACCUUUUAUGGCAUCUCUCUCAGGACCAAAGGAAGUACAAAUAUACUCCUUGAUCCCCCAUUUCCACAGAUCAGCACCUUGGCAGAAUGGAUUGAAGAAAACAAGAACUACAUUGACAAGAUAAAAGCACAAAAACUGUACGAAAAGGCAAACCAAAAGAUCAAGCCACCACCUGAAAAAGAUAUUCGACAGAUCUCACAAAUUCUUGGUGCAUACAUUCUGCCAAAAGAUUUCUGGAUAAAAGGAACAAUUCAGAUUACGAAUUCUUGCCAACACUUCUAUAUUGCUAGCUGUGCCGACUGUGGUUGUACCACCAAUGCACCUAUGGACUUUGAAUUCUCAUGUCACAAUUGUAACAAGAGUCAAACAAAACCUAUCCCCAAGGCCAGACUAUUUGUCCAAAUAUCUGAUGAUUCAGCUCAUUUGGAUGCAUUUGUUCAAGACAGUUAUGCUGAGAACAUAAUUGGGCUCACAGCAACAUAA